AAUCCUCCUCACAAAGGAAGAAAAUUUAUAAGUAGAAAACAAAAUUUGAUCUCUUUUCUUCUGCAGGGUUUUUGUGAUUAUCUUAUUCGAUCGAUUUCUACCUCUCUCUUCGUUUACAAAUCCUUUUUGUGUUAUUAUUUGUCGGUCUGGAUCUUCUUCGAUGGCGAAACUGAGACACUCGCGAUUUCAAGGGAGGAAAUGGUCGACAUUGAUGCUGGUUCUGUUCAUGCUUUUCAUGUUAACGGUGGUUCUCUUGAUGCUUUUGGCAUUUGGGGUUUUCUCUCUUCCAAUUAAUAACUACGAUGAAUCUUCUCCAGUAGAUCUCUCUUAUUUCAGACGAGCUGCAACUGAGAGAAGUGAGGGACUUGGGAAGAGAGGAGAUCAGUGGACUGAAGUGCUUUCUUGGGAACCCAGGGCUUUCGUCUACCACAAUUUCUUGUCGAAGGAAGAAUGUGAAUAUUUAAUCAGUCUUGCCAAACCACAUAUGGUGAAGUCAACUGUUGUAGAUAGCCAAACCGGGAAAAGCAAAGAUAGCAGGGUGCGAACUAGCUCAGGAACUUUCCUUAGGAGAGGAAGGGACAAAAUCAUUAAGGCCAUUGAGAAAAGAAUUGCAGACUACACCUUUAUCCCAGCAGAUCAUGGUGAAGGACUCCAAGUUCUUCACUACGAAGAAGGGCAAAAGUAUGAACCACACUAUGAUUACUUUGUCGACGAGUUCAACACUAAGAAUGGAGGUCAACGGAUGGCGACAAUGCUUAUGUAUCUGUCGGAUGUCGAAGAAGGCGGUGAAACUGUGUUUCCUGCUGCCAAUAUGAAUUUUAGCUCUGUACCAUGGUUUAAUGAACUCUCCGAGUGUGCGAAGAAGGGACUUUCUGUAAAGCCGAGAAUGGGCGAUGCAUUGCUCUUCUGGAGCAUGAGACCCGAUGCUACACUAGAUCCUUCAAGCUUGCAUGGUGGAUGUCCUGUGAUUAGAGGGAACAAGUGGUCAUCUACCAAAUGGAUGCAUGUUGGCGAGUACAAAAUCUAACGUGUUUGAUUGCUGGACAGUAUACUGUUUCCUUGAUGAUGGAUGAGUUGCAAUGUCGUAACCAAAAAUUGCAGAGAGAGUUGAAGAUGUUUGUUCGUUUAACUGCGGCUCAGGGUAUUGUUCAGAACCAUUCUUUGUUUUGAUGGGAUUCAGAGGUUUAUAUAUCAUUAGAGAAUACCAAAAGAUAGAAUCGUUAGACUGAAUUAGGAUGGCUUAGAGAGACCAUUGGUAUACGAGCCAUAAAGUUUGUCAUUGAACAGAAGAAGAUGUGAAUUACUUAAUUUUGAAUUUUGUCGUGUCCUCUAUUUUGUGUGUGAUUACUGAUUAGAACAUUAUAGUCAAAUAAGAAAACUGCCAUCUUAAUAUGAAA
Molecule: messenger RNA, 1397 nt
Organism: Eutrema salsugineum
Lineage: Eukaryota; Viridiplantae; Streptophyta; Magnoliopsida; Brassicales; Brassicaceae
Product: probable prolyl 4-hydroxylase 3
Exons: 8
Coding region: 161-1027 (288 amino acids)
Biological process (GO): peptidyl-proline hydroxylation to 4-hydroxy-L-proline
Cellular component (GO): endoplasmic reticulum
Molecular function (GO): procollagen-proline 4-dioxygenase activity; iron ion binding; L-ascorbic acid binding
Source: RefSeq, a predicted model, not a curated record